AUGUACCAACACUUCCGUACGUUUCAAGGCAGGAAACUGACUGAUCAAGAGAGGGCCCGUGUACUUGAAUUCCAGGACUCUAUACAUUACUCACCACGUUAUGCUGAUGACACGAAUGAAUACAGACAUGUCAUGCUUCCUAAAGCAAUGUUAAAAGUUAUCCCUUCCGAUUAUUUUAACUCUGAAGUCGGUACUUUACGUAUCCUGACCGAAGAUGAAUGGAGAGGUCUAGGGAUUACUCAAUCGCUAGGUUGGGAACAUUAUGAAUGCCAUGCACCAGAACCACAUAUUCUAUUGUUUAAAAGACCAUUGAAUUUUGAAGCAGAGAUGAGAGCAGCAGCAGCAGCAGCUCAACAACAACAACAAUCUUAG
Maudiozyma saulgeensis is the source of this 372-nucleotide messenger RNA. The record is from the annotation of a GenBank genome assembly. NCBI's taxonomy places the organism in Eukaryota, Fungi, Ascomycota, Saccharomycetes, Saccharomycetales, Saccharomycetaceae.